Molecule: messenger RNA, 900 nt
Organism: Rubroshorea leprosula
Lineage: Eukaryota; Viridiplantae; Streptophyta; Magnoliopsida; Malvales; Dipterocarpaceae
Source: the annotation of a GenBank genome assembly
CCACGUGUUUUGCUCAUCCUUAUCUUCUUCUUCUCCCCGAUGCUCUGCCCCCCGACCCCCUGCACCCGAGAAGCCCCCCAACUACCGCCACCCAUUUCCGGCCGGAAAUCCAGCAAAGCUUGGGGGUUUUCUCCUUCUUUUCUUGUUCUUGAACCCAGAAAUCCCCCCUCCUUGCUGGAAAUUCCAGAUCUGCGCUGUCUUCUCCCCUCUGUCCGUCGGCCUCUGCUUGUGUGGGUUUGAAUUUCUGGGCCUUUUUCGCCGCGAGUUCCCCUGCAGAAUUUCUUCUUCUCUGCCGCCGGCUUCUUCUUCCCCUGCUAGCUCCGGUUCUUGCCGGAAAAUUCUGGUAAGUUGCCGGCUCUUCCAAGUCCAAUUUAUCCAUGUAAUUGUUGCUUUGUGUUGAGUGGAUUUUCUGCUUUUGAAUUGCCCUUUUUGCUGUCCGAAAAUGGAAGAAACUUAGGUGAAAUUGUGCUGGAAGGUGGGAUGAAUUUUGGUAGCUUUGAGCUAUGUUUUUAAGUGUGGUUUAAGUGUAAAUUAGCUUGGAAUUGGGUUGUUGUGAAUUUAUAGAGAAAAUCCCGUGAGAUUAGCUAGUGUCUUGCCCAAAUUUUUGAAGUUUCCGUCACUGUUCACUGCGGAUCACUGUUCACGGGUACUGUUCACGGGUACUGUUCACACACCGAGGGUCAAUAAUUAACGGGGAUUUGAAUGAUUAGUUUGUGAUAUAAGAAUGAAUUUGGAGAUGUCCGAUUAGGUGAAGAUUGAUAGAAAUAGCACUGUGAUUGGGGGUAGUGUUGAUGAUGAUUUCAGUUUGAAUUUAUGGUAGUGCGAUAUUAAUUCUUGGAAUAUUGUGAUUAGGUUUUGAUCGUUCUGUCACCGUAGCACUUGGGUUAGCCUUCUGUUCUG